AUGGAGAUUUUAUUUAAAGGAAAAAGGGUUCUUGUCAGUGGAGCAGGUCAAGGCAUUGGACGAGGAAUAGCGGAACAACUAUGGCGUACAGGAGCAAAAGUUGUUGCCGUAUCGAAAAAAAAGUCGCAAUUGGAAUCUCUCCAGAACGAAUAUCCUUUGAUUGACAUAGUAGAACUUGAUGUUGCUGAUUGGAGCAAGACAAGAGAAAUCAUUGAUUCUUUAGGACAUUUCGACGCACUUGUCAACAACGCUGCAAUUGCAGUGUGCCAACCGUUUCUCGAGUGUACUCCCGAAUCGUUUGAUUCGUAUGCAGCUCUCAAGGACCACACGAUAUACAGCGCGUCUAAAGCAGGAUUAGAUGCCGUAACUCGUGCAAUGGCGCUGGAGCUUGGGCCUUACGGUAUCAGGGUGAAUGCAGUCAACCCAACGGUCAUUAUGACUGCUAUGGGACGUAUUGGUUGGUCAGAUCCUGAUAAAGCUAAGACAAUGCUCUCUAAAAUACCGCUUGGAAGGUUUGGAGAAGUGUCAGAAGUAGUUGAUGCAGUGCUUUAUCUGUUAAGCGACAAGGCCAGCAUGAUUAACGGAGUUGAGCUCCCAAUCGAUGGAGGAUUCCUCGCCACAUAA
Parnassius apollo (apollo) is the source of this 624-nucleotide messenger RNA. NCBI's taxonomy places the organism in Eukaryota, Metazoa, Arthropoda, Insecta, Lepidoptera, Papilionidae. The record is from the annotation of a GenBank genome assembly.